Molecule: messenger RNA, 3106 nt
Organism: Anarrhichthys ocellatus (wolf-eel)
Lineage: Eukaryota; Metazoa; Chordata; Actinopteri; Perciformes; Anarhichadidae
Gene: lysmd1
Product: LysM, putative peptidoglycan-binding, domain containing 1
Exons: 3
Coding region: 1207-1836 (209 amino acids)
Source: RefSeq, a predicted model, not a curated record
GAUGCCUUUUCCCGUUCCUGUGGACCGUCAGCGUAUCGACCGUAUCAAACACCGGACGGUAAGAGCACACAACGCACGUGUAUCUAGAAAAGCAAAUAAACAGGCUGCAUUUAAACUUCAUGUAGUUUGUAACUGUGCAGCCAUCAACAACAUAAAGUUACAAGACUUUCUACACAAAACAUUUCGGUGUGUUGAAGUUAAUUUCACCUUCCGUUUUUCAUCAGAGCCGCUUCAUCUUCUGGUAUGAAAUUAGACAGAAGAUCUGCUACGCGACGUUUCUGAAACACAAUUUUAUUACAGUUUCAAAAGAUGUAUCUGUCACACUACAGGUGGCUAAUGCAGUUAGCUAGCAGGAUGCUAACCAUAACAACAUGAAUAACGUAGUGAAUAUAUUCUACAAAGGCAAAAAGUAAAGUAAAAUGGUACCUGAAGUAUGUUUAGCUGACUCUUGUCAUCACCUUCUCUUUUAAAAGACAUUAUUGUUAUGAUUGACAGUCUGAAAACAGAUGUCAAUAACAGGUUAGCAUAGCUGCCUGGUAGCUACUUCCUUUUCUUCUUCUUCUUUGGGUUUAUAAACGGUAGUGGCAUUCUUUUUUAGUUGCAUUACUGCCUCCUACUGGACACCCACUGCUAAAUCAUGAUAGCAAUGUUGCGUUCCUGAUCGAAAAAGAAAAUGGGAAAGUACAAUAUUCAUGUUUGAAAUAUGUGGUUCACCCCAGUUUUUAGAUGGUACAUUUUUUGAUUUCAGAGUUUGGCAAAGAUCACCGAUUUCUUCUUGUUUCUCUUAAUUUACAGAGGCAUACAGCCACGAUAACGUAUUAACUAGGCAAAUCCAUUUACUAUAUUCUGCCUUCGCUUGGUCAAUAAAUAUAUAUACAAUAUAGUAUAUUGAAACGUUAGUGCCGAUAUAUAUAUGUAAUUUACGACAAGUCGUGUGUGUCUAACGCUCAGGAAACAGUUAAAUGAGCAGAAAUAUUCAAUCGCCGCGUGGCAAAUGGAUUAAUACUGUUUCACGGACUCGAUUUGUACCGGAUAUUCAAAUUAUUCAUGAAUGCAACGCAUGUGACGACUCAUGGGACUGACGGAACUCUGGCAGCCAUGGUAACUAAUGGCAGCCAGUAUUCUUACGAUGUGAAUAACAUGAAAGUUUAAGGUUUUAGGGGUUUUGCUCGGUUUCGCCAACUUGACGCCAAGUGGUUCACGACCAUGUCCGGCCUACUUAACGGGAGCCGCACGAGGUCUUACGGGAGUUUGGUCCGGUCUCCGCUUUCUCCGGUUCGACAGAGACGCGUUGAACACAACAUUCAGCCAGAAGACACACUGCAAGGCCUGUCCCUCAAGUAUGGAGUCUCUAUGGAGCUAAUCAAAAGAGCCAACCGGCUGUACACCAACGAGUCGAUAUUCCUGAAGAAGUCCCUGUGGAUCCCCGUGCUGUCGGACCCGGACCACUGUGGUAACUGGGUGCAUUUGGUUGGAGAAGACCGUGACGUAGACGGCUCUGGGCUCACGGGGAGCUCCUCUGAGAGGAAGCACAACGACGACAAAGACGGGACGUUGGACCUCACUCCAGUGCAGUUCUUUAAACGGCUGGAUGGCUUGAUAAGUCAGUCCAAGCGUGCUGCCGUCAAAGGAUGCCAGGACGCAGAGAAGAGGGUUGCGGCCAUAGAAGCAGCUUGCACCAGCGGGACAUCGGACUGGCGGCCGUUUGAAAGGUCGCAGAGCGCCGUUUUGUCUUCCAGAGCGCAGCAGGCGUCACAUGUGGCGGUGCCUCUGACCAACACUAAACUCACCAAUCGCUCACUGAGAGACAGGGAGGAUGAGAUCUUCCAGCUGUGACAUGUUGUUGCUGCUGUCUCUGUGAUCAUUAAAGGAAACGCUCUCAGAAAGCCACGUCGCAGGGUUCAGCCGUAUAAUUGAGCAUCGCAGACAAAGGAACAGCCUCACUGAUCCUGCUGCCGUAUGGACGUUUCAGCCAUAUAAUGUAGACCGUUAUACAAUGGGACGUUACACUGUCUUUUACAACGAAUAAUGCACGUAUGUAGCCUUCUCAUUUAUUUGUUGACAGUAGAUCAGGGGCCUCCACCAAGUAGCUCUACCUGUUUGAGUGGCUUGCUGAAGGUUAAACGAUGACGCAAAGUCGUUUUGUUUCAAAGUCACAGACAUCCCGCCCCCUUUCUCACGUAACGUUUGACGAUGUUGGCGGACCAGCAAGCACACAGCAGAUUUAACUAUGACUACAGAAAACUAGGCCAAUAAAAGGCAAACCGAUAUUAUUUUAAUGAGGAGUGGGUUGCAUAGUUUAUAUUUUUUUCACAAUUGUGAAUGAUAAAUGCUCGUGUCUCCUUUGCGGUGCGAGCGUGUCGGCACAGCAGCUGUUCAGGACUCUCUGGCUUCUAGUUAGCUUUGUUUACCAAAGUGACGAGGAAGGCCAGAGGCUUCCUUUGGUAACGCAACGCAAAAAAGCCUUUUGCCAAUAGCAGGACUGAGAUGGAACGUUUUUAAAAUGACCAUGAAAUUAAGACGGGAGUUACGUCUGUUAUUGACGAUGUACAACGCGGUGCUGUGAGGAGCUCUCUGCUACUUUCAUUUCUUCAAGUUAGCUGUCGGAAGUAAAAAAGGUUGGAUUGUAGCUCAUGAAGAGCUUCAUGUGGCCCGUAGCCGUGUUUGGCUUGUUUUCACGAGCGAGCGUGAAAUGUAAGAAUGACAGUCACAUGCUUGUUCAGUCACAUACGUUAGUUCAUACGGUCAUAGUUGAACUAACGCAUGUGAACUUAGAACAUAGAACUUAGUUCAUAGUUCAUACGGUCAACUCAACCAGCGGUCCCAGUGUGACGCUAUACCUCACAGCCUGACGCUGCAAACGUCGGCCAGGUUUUCAGACUGAAGCCUUUCAGCCGAGGCAAGAAUAUGAAUCAUGUUCACUGAAAUAUUAAGAGCACAAAGUUCUCUUUGUUACUGCUGAAGAAUAUAAACGACAAUGUAGUGAAAGUACAAGUGGCAAAUCCUUCAGAGCGUAUUUUGAGAAAAAUCUUUAUUAUUUAUGUGCAUUUUUUUUUUAUAGUUUCGUAUUAGUUCAUUUUAGAAUGUAAAAUGUUUUGAUCCCGUG